Molecule: messenger RNA, 1358 nt
Organism: Sorex fumeus (smoky shrew)
Lineage: Eukaryota; Metazoa; Chordata; Mammalia; Eulipotyphla; Soricidae
Gene: TMEM130
Product: transmembrane protein 130
Source: RefSeq, a predicted model, not a curated record
UCUGCGUCCCCGGGCUCAGAGCGCGCAGCCAGGUUCCCUGAGCGGACGGCAUGGCCCGGGCUGCGUGUCCGCGUGCCGGCCGCCUCCUCUGGCUCGCCUGCCUCCUGCCGGUCGCCCCGGCCGCGGGAGCCGCAGGCACAUACGAGCUCCGCUUUACCCCGAUGUCCGAUGGCCCGGCCACCGCGGGGACAGAGGUGUCCAUCACAGCCAGCGUGGUGGCUGAGAACAGCGGAAGCCUGCGCCUACCCCCCGGGCACCCGCUCCGCUUCCAGUGGGCCCAUGUGCUCCUGUUGCUCAUGGGCAGGGCCGACUAGGCGCUCAGCUCCACCAUCCGCACCAUGGGGACUGCACCCAGGGAUGUCCCUGUCUCUGUCUGGGUCACUGCUGCCUGCUGCGAGGUGUGCCGGCCCCUGGCCAGGAGCUUCCUAGUCCUGCCUGUCACAGAGUUCCUGGUGGGGAAGCUGGACGACACGCAGAACACCUCCCUCCCCCGGCACGACUCCUACCUCACAAGGACACCCCUGAAAAUCUCCUUCCUCUUGCACGACCCCAGCAACUUCUUUAAGGCCGCCUCGUUCCCCUACAGCUGGGACUUCGGGGACAGCGUCCAGCUGCUGACAGCAGACUGAGUGGUCUAUUACAGCUACUCCACAACCGGGACCUUUCGCAUCAAGCUGGAGGUGGUGGCAGAGUGGGCACAGAAGAGCCCCGACACUGGCAGAGGCACCAUGCAGAAGACGGGGACCUUUGCUGCUGUCCUGCGGCUGCAGGAAACCCUUCAAGGCAGCCUCUCUGGGCCUAGCUUGAUCCAAACCUUCCAGAUGAUGACAGUGAUGUUGAAAUUUCUGGGCAGCGGUCCGCUGACCACGUGCUGGCGCCUCACGCCCGAGUGCCUCCCGCUGGACACCGGGGAGUGCCACCCCCAGCCUGUGACUGGCACCACCUACAACCUCAGCCACACCUUCCGGGACGCGGGCAAGUACUGCUUCAGCAUCCGUGCUGAGAACGGCGUCAGCGAGUCCCAACACUACCACUGCGUCCAGGUGUGGCCCUCCAGCACUCAGCCCGCUGUCUUCGCCUUCCCCUGUGCCACGCUGCUCACCGUGACACUGGCAUUUGUGGUGUAUGUCAGCGUGCGGAACUCAGCCCAGGACAAGGACCUGAUGGAGGUGGCUGAUUUUGACUUUUCCUCCAUGUCUGACAAGAGCCCGGAGCCCACCCCCGGGGCCAGGAGCUGCUGCGGGCCCUGCUGCGGGCACUGGGUGCUGGAUGCGCCCACUGAGUACCUGGAGGUGGUUCAGGAGACGCAGGGGCUGCUGCUGCUGCUCACCAAGGCUGCCAGGACCUACAUGAUGUGA